AUGGGGGAUAGAUGUGGCAGGGGAGUGAGUGAAGCAGCAGGGGUGAUGGGGAUGGGGCGAGCGAAAAACAGCAAGGGUGAUUGGCAGAUGGGGGAUGGAUGUGGCAGGGGAGUGAGUGAAUCAGCAGGGGUGAUGGGGAUGGGGCGAGAAAAAAACAGCAAGGGUGAUUGGCAGAUGGGGGAUGUAUGUGGCAGGGGAGUGAGUGAAGCAGCAGGGGUGAUGGGGAUGGGGCGAGCGAAAAACAGCAAGGGUGAUUGGCAGAUGGGGGAUGCAUGUGGCAGGGGAGUGAGUGUAGCAGCAGGGGUGAUGGGGAUGGGGCGAGCGAAAAACAGCAAGGGUGAUUGGCAGAUGGGGGAUGUAUGUGGCAGGGGAGUGAGUGAAGCAGCAGGGGUGAUGGGGAUGGGGCGAGUGAAAAAAGCAUGGUGCGCAGAUGCGGCAUACCUGGGCAUUAUGCCACCAUGUGCCCGUCUCUGGGGUGGAGUAGCGUCGCUGGCCGGUUUCAGGGGGCGGAACGGAAGAAUAGAUGAGCAGCAGAGGUCCCGAAUAGCAGAGGAGUGGAACAGCAAAGGAGCGGAACAGCAGAGGAGCGGAACAGCAGAGGAGCGGAACAGCAGAGGAGCGGAACAGCAGAGGAGCAGAACAGCAGAGGAGCGGAACAGCAGAGGAGCGGAACAGCAGAGGAGUGGAACAGGAGAGGAGCGGAACAGGAGAGGAGCGGAACAGGAGAGGAGCGGAACAGGAGAGGAGCGGAACAUGAGAGGAGCGGAACAGGAGAGGAGCGGAACAGGAGAGGAGCGGAACAGGAGAGGAGCGGAACAGAAGAGGAGCGGAACAGGAGAGGAGCGGAACAGGAGAGGAGCGGAACAGGAGAGGAGCGGAACAUGA
Messenger RNA from Closterium sp. NIES-65, 885 nucleotides. NCBI's taxonomy places the organism in Eukaryota, Viridiplantae, Streptophyta, Zygnematophyceae, Desmidiales, Closteriaceae. The record is from the annotation of a GenBank genome assembly.